AUGCCAAAUACUCUGAUCCUCCCUUUCCUGGUUUCAAGGGCUGCCUUACCAUUAACGCGGAUAAGAUUCAUCUCGAAUACGUUUGGGCCGGGCUUCUGGCUUAUGACACCGGCUGCUACCCGUUCCGCUCUUGCAAACAUGGGCCGAGCUCUACACUCCACGCUCGCCAGCCGUGUCCUUCUGCAUAUGAGAGAAACCGCCCACGUGGACCGUGACGAUGACCACAUUCACCACAUUCCAGCCCAUCGUAAAAUGCGAUCUGACAUCCACAUAACGAGGACGAUUCACCGCGACGAUCAUGACGAGCUUGUGAAAUGCGACGGCGCUGAGAAAUUCACACCAAUAAUUACAUCCAAAAGCAGCGUCUGA
Psilocybe cubensis is the source of this 369-nucleotide messenger RNA. RefSeq lists its product as uncharacterized. The transcript is spliced from 4 exons. NCBI's taxonomy places the organism in Eukaryota, Fungi, Basidiomycota, Agaricomycetes, Agaricales, Agrocybaceae. The record is from RefSeq and is a predicted model, not a curated record. Bases 1 to 369 code for a protein of 122 amino acids.